Molecule: messenger RNA, 1263 nt
Organism: Rotaria socialis
Lineage: Eukaryota; Metazoa; Rotifera; Eurotatoria; Philodinida; Philodinidae
Source: the annotation of a GenBank genome assembly
AUGUGGCCUGAACUAAUUCGUCUUGGUCUUGUCCGUAUAUUUUAUCCUUGUUUAAUGAUAUUUGGUACUAUAGGUAAUAUAUUAUGUUUGAAAAUUCUUUUACGAAAACGUUUUCGUCGUCAAUCGACAUGCCAGUAUUUAUGUAUACUUGCUGUUAUUGAUAUUUUAUUUAUUUAUAUGAGAUCGGCGAGAUUUUUAUAUCGACAUAUAUUUCAUGUCGAUUUACGUAAUACAUCAUUGUGGAUGUGUCGAUCAUUUAUAUUCUUUUCUUCAACACUUUCACAUUUAGCGUCAUGGAUACUUGUUAUUGUUAGUUUGGAUCGGUAUUUCAUUAUGAAAAAUCUUUUUCCAGGUCGUUAUGUUGGAUGGCGUGUGAUUAAAUCAACAUGUGUUCUUUUUAUUAUUGUAUGUCUUGUUAAUAUGCACUACUUUUACAUUGUAGGCAUUGACAUGAAGUUACGUAGUGCAGCAGUGCACAAAAAUAGAAAUGUUUCUAACGAAACCUAUCAUAUAAUAACUAGCUUCGUAUGCAUAGCACCUUUACAAUAUAAAAAAUUGUUUGCUUUAUAUAUACCAAUAUUUGACUUACUUUCUGUCGCUAUUAUUCCAUGUUUUCUGAUGAUAUUUACAAAUAUAGGUAUAAUACGUACUACGAAACAUACUGGCAUUUUGUUAACAUCCAGAAAACAAAAACGAAAUAAUCGUCUUACGAUCAUGUUAUUAUCAGUUACAUUAGCCUUUAUGCUUUUAACAUGUCCCUCAGUCAUAUAUAUAUGUAUAAAUCGUUUCACCUCACCAACCGCAGCUUCCGAUACAAAGCUAGUCGUCAUUGAUCUGCUUGAAUCAUUGUGGUAUACGAAGCAUGCAUUAAAUUUUAUAUUAUAUACAUUAAGUGGGCAAGAUUUUCGAAGAGAAUUUCGAAAACUAAUAUUAUGUCCAAAAAGAACAGCACCCAAUACAACAAGAUAUCAACGACGACGACGACACCAACAACGAAAAGCAAAUAAUCUUAUUUUAACAAAUGUUUAUGCUUCUUCACAGCGAACACCUUCGAUUAAUAUUCGUUUACAUAAAUUAAAGAAAAAGAGGCAACAUCAUAUAGGAAAUAAUGUAUCGAACAUGAUUUAUGAAAAUGUAAUACAAGAUAAAAUUAUUGAUGAUGGAGAAAGUGCUAUUGGUGGGGAAUGUGAGUUGCCUUCUAUUGAUUUAAAUAAACUAUCACGGGCAAUUAAUUGUGACGAACUAGAAAGAACUUCGUUGUAA